AUGCCUCCCACUAAAUCAAGCGUCGCUUGGCAGUUUUUCACAAUUAAUGCUGAUAAUAAUAAACUGGUGUGUAAAUUGUGCUCAUUAAGCUAUUGUAAAUCUGGAAGUACAACCACUCUCGUUAAUCAUUUAAAAAACAAACAUAUUAUUGAAUAUAGUGAAGCUGUAGCAGCUAAUCAGCUAAUAAUAAUAAGUGACAUUUCAAAAUUGCCAAAUGUCUCACAACCAAUUUUGAGUACUGAGGCUCCUGCAAAACGUUUGAAACAAAUGCGGCUUACUAUUCCUGGUAAAAUUAAUCAAAAAGCUGGCGAUGAUGCUUUAAUGAACAUGAUUAUUUUAGAUAUAAAAGUACUCACGCGUAUGUUAGAGGAAAAAUAUGAAAUGCAUAGUGCGGAAGCAAAGGCAAAACUUACAUUUGUCGAAAACAUUGCAAUUACGACUGAUAUAUGGAGUAGCGAUAGCCAGAAAAGUUUUCUUAGCGCAACUGCUCAUUUUAUUAAAGAUAGCAAAUUAAAUUCAUUAGUCAUAGCAACAAUAGAACUCAGAGAAAAUCACACGUCACAAAAUAUUUCUAAUGGUUUGAAAUCUGUGUUAAUUGAAUGGCAAAUCUUUGAUAAAGUUGAUACUGUUAUAAAGACAAAGAAAAUUGUGAACUUCUUAUCGCAAGCGAUUGUAGCACAUUUUAAACAUAGUGUGAAAUCGUCAGGUAUUCUGCAAGGAUUACAAAAGCAAAUGAACUUAGAUGUUAUUACUUUAUCACAAGAUAUACCAACUAGAUGGAAUUCUACUUUUUAUAUGUUCGAAAAGUUAUUGAGGGUUAAAGUUGCACUAUGUGCAGCUUUGCCUUUAAUAGAUUCUCCUCCACCAAACCUGAGUUUUGCUGAGUGGGCUAUUUUAGAAGAUUGUGUGAAAAUUCUACAGCCACUGGAAAUUGUAACCAAAACAUUGUCAGGUGAAUUUUAUCCCACCUUAUCCAGUGUAAUACCUAUAAUUCAAGGGGUAAAAAAUUCUAUAAAUAAAAGAACGCCAACAACUAAUGCUGGGAAGAAUUUGCAACAAAUCUUGUUGAGAAAUAUAAGUCAAAGAUUUGGUUAUUUAGAAAAUGAUGAAAUUACAGCAAAAGCAACAAUUCUUGACCCCAGAUAUAAGAAAAAAGCCUUUGGAUUAGAGAGUUGUGCGGAUAAAGCAAUGGCUUUGGUUUUAGAUGAAGUAAAAGAAAUGACUACGGCAGAACAUAUUGAAGAGGCCGAAAAUAAUGAACCAUUAUCAGUACCGUCAAACCAUAAUAUAGAUGAUGAAAUCUGGGAAAAUUUUGAUAUGCGUGUGGUUCAGACAAUAGAACAAACUUCAAUCUCUCUUCCAGAAAGAUUAUUGCAAGAAUAUAUAAAUUUGCCAUAUUUGAAUAGAAAGCAAGAUCCUGUUCAGUUUUGGGAGGAAAGAAAAAACAUAUAUCCUGCUUUAUAUAAAAUGGCAAAAAAAUAUUUAUGUAUACCGGCAACAUCCGUUCCGUCAGAGCGCUUAUUUUCCAAGGCUGGAAUGUUGACUAAUCAACGACGGAAUAGACCCUUGCAGGAAGUGGUGGAAGCAAUUGAUAACUCCAGUCAAUCUAAGAUGAGACCCUUGCAACAAGUGGUGGAAGCAAUUGGUAACCCCAGUCAAUCCAAGAUGAGACCAAUGCCCUUGCAAGAAGUGGUGGAAGCAAUAGGUAACCCCAGUCAAUCCAAGAUUAGACCAAUGCCCUUGCAUGAAGUGGUGGAAGCAACUGUUAACAACAGUGGACCUUUCCUUAAAUCAGACAAAUCUAAGAUGAGACCGAUGCCCUUGCAGGAAGUGGUAGAUGCAAUUGGUAACCUUAAAUCAAGCCAACCUAAGAUAAGAUCGUAUACUCCAAUCUGA
This is a messenger RNA of Ctenocephalides felis (cat flea), 1896 nucleotides long. RefSeq names its product zinc finger BED domain-containing protein 1-like. Bases 1 to 1896 code for a protein of 631 amino acids. Gene Ontology annotation, molecular function: protein dimerization activity; DNA binding. The record is from RefSeq and is a predicted model, not a curated record. The transcript has 5 exons. Lineage: Eukaryota; Metazoa; Arthropoda; Insecta; Siphonaptera; Pulicidae.